AGACCAGCUAACUCUCCUGUGAGGCCUGGCAGCUCAGGCCGCCAGCAGUGGGGAGCAGCACUCCUUCCUCCCAGUGUCUGUUGCCCCUACAUUCCUCCUCUACUUUGGCAGUGACCAGCUCGCCACAGGCCGAAUACUGCUGUGCCCUGAUCAAGGGACAGGGAAGCAACGCUUGUAGGACCCUGGGGGUUGGAUAGAGGAGAAACUUGUCUUGAAUUCACGGCCCACUCAGGAGGGCAGAUCCAAACAGGACAACUUGCAUUUCCAUCUUUUCUGCACCGUUGGAAAGCAGCAGGAUGAGAAAGCAACCUAGACAGCCAGAGGGCGCCCAAAUGCCGCGAAUGGACGUUCCAAAGGUUCCAUGGGUUUUGCGGAACUCCAAGAUGGGAGGCAAGCUGAGCAAGAAGAAGAAGGGCUACAAUGUGAACGACGAGAAAGCCAAGGACAAAGACAAGAAGGCUGAGGGCGCUGGCACCGAGGAGGAGGGGACCCCGAAGGAGAGCGAGCCCCAGGCGGCGGCCGACGCGGCCGAGGUCAAGGAGGGCGCGGAGGAGAAGCCCAAGGUCGCGGCGGACGCCGAGGCCAAGGCGGAGGAGAAGGAGGGCGACAAGGCGGCGGCCAAGGAGGAGGCGCCCAAGGCCGAGCCCGAGAAGAGCGAGGGCGCCGCGGAGGAGCAGCCCGAGCCCGCGCCGGCGCCCGAGCAGGAGGCGGCCGCCCCCGGGCCCGCUGCGGGCGGCGAGGCCUCACCGGCCGGCGACGCGGGCGCGGAGAGCACGGGGGGCGGCGCGGCCGCGGAGGAGGGCGAGGCCAGAAAGACUGAGGCUCCCGCUGCCCCGGAGACCAAAAGCGACGGGGCCGCGGCUUCAGACUCUAAACCCAGCAGCUCGGAGCCCUCGUCCAAGGAGACGCCCGCCGCGCCCGAGGCGCCCAGCUGCACAGCCAAGGCGGCCGCGCCCGCCGAGGAGCCCCCGGCCGAGCCCGCCGCUGGCGAGCAGAGCCUGGCGGUCAAGGAGUAACAGGGACAGCCCGGGGAAGACCGAGACCGCCUGCAAACGACCUGUCUCACUCUCUCUGUCUCUCACUCUGUCCUCUCUCUGUCUCUCCCCUCUACUAACUUGUUUCAGAUUGGAAGUAAGGAUAUGUAUUGCCCAAGGGAUUAAAAAAAAAAAAGAGGCUGCGUCCCAUGGGGGAGGGAGGGGGUGGGGAGAAUCCAAAUAGUAUUUUUGUGGGGAAAUAUCUAAUAUACCUUCAGUCAACUUUACCAAUCAGUCCUGGAUUUUAGAGAUCGCUGUCUGAAAGUACAGUACGUGGUAGGUUCCUGAACUGCUGUCCCGUGCGCUCCACCGCCAAGACCCCAGCUUUGCCUCUUCCACCACUCGGGUGGGAAGAGGGAUGCGCUUGAUUCUGCCCACAGGGCCUGUGCCAAGGCAAUCAGAUCUUUAUGAAAGCAGUAUUUUCUGUGUUUCCUGUUUAAUUUACAGCCUUUCUUAUUUUGAUAUUUUUUUUUUUUAACGUUGUGGAUGAAUGCCAACUUUCAGACGGAACCCACUUAGCUGGUCCACAUGAAUCUUGAUGCCAACCCUCCAUUCUUCCUCUCCAGAUAUUUUUGGGAGUAACAAACAUUCUCUCAUCAUACUUAGCCUACCUAGAUUUCUCAUGACGAGUUAAUGCAUGUCCGUGGUUGGGUGCACCUGUAGUUCUGUUUAUUGGUCAGUGGAAAUGAAAAAAAAAAAUCUGCGUUCAUUGCAGUUCCAGUCGCUCUUCCAUUCUGUGUCACAGACACCAACACACCACUCAUUGGAAAAUGGAAAAAAAAUAAAAACAAGACAAAAAAUGUACAAUGGAUGCAUUGAAAUUAUAUGUAAUUGUAUAAAUGGUGCAACAGUAAUAAAGUUAAACAAUUAAAAGUAA
Nannospalax galili (Upper Galilee mountains blind mole rat) is the source of this 1911-nucleotide messenger RNA. RefSeq names its product brain abundant membrane attached signal protein 1 (gene Basp1). The record is from RefSeq and is a predicted model, not a curated record. Lineage: Eukaryota; Metazoa; Chordata; Mammalia; Rodentia; Spalacidae. The transcript has 4 exons. Gene Ontology annotation, molecular function: transcription corepressor activity; transcription cis-regulatory region binding. Gene Ontology annotation, biological process: negative regulation of DNA-templated transcription. Gene Ontology annotation, cellular component: nucleus; cytoplasm. The coding region runs from base 297 to 1016 and encodes 239 amino acids.